UCACUGAAGCAGUCAAACCUGCAUCCGUUACACAGUAGGUAUGUGCUCCGUUGCUUUCAGGAUGUGUCCUCUGAUCCUAUUUUGGUGUAUCAUUACAUGGCCUGUCUGGGCUCGUUCACCAAAAUUAUCAUUAUCUCAGCUACCAUUUUUUACUGUGUGGAAUGCUCCAACCCAGAGCUGUGGCUCUCUCUAUGGUGUUGAUCUUGACCUGAGUAUCUUUGAUAUAAUCCACAACCAGAACCAGACUUUUACUGGCAAUAACAUCACCAUUUUUUACUCAGACAAGUUGGGACUUUAUCCUUACUACACCAAGCUGAAUGAAUCCGUGAAUGGAGGUGUUCCUCAAAACUCUAGCCUGAAUGACCAUCUAUGUCAAGCUAAAGCUGACCUACAGAAAAACAUUCCAGAUGAAGACUUCCAAGGUUUGGCAGUGAUUGACUGGGAGAACUGGAGGCCACUGUGGGAUCGUAACUGGGACACUAAAGAGAUAUACAGGAAAGGUUCUAGGACACUUGUGAGGGCUAAACAUCCUGACUGGGGCCCAGAACAGAUAGAAGCCCAGUCAGUAAAAGACUUUGAGGGUGCAGCCCGGGCUUUUAUGGAGGACACCCUAAAGCUGGGUAGAGAUAAACGGCCCAGUGGACUUUGGGGAUACUAUGGAUUUCCUGAUUGCUAUAACUACCAGUACAAAAAGAAUAGUACCUACCGAGGGGAGUGCCCACCAAUGGAAGUAAAAAGAAACAACAAGAUGGCUUGGUUAUGGGAUAUAAGCAGUGCUUUGUAUCCUAAUAUUUACCUGGACCUGAGCCUCAAGGGUCGAGGCAGAGACAUUCUGUUGUACACCAAGUAUCGAAUUAUGGAGGCUAUGAGGAUAGGACAGCAGGUUUCCCAAAUCCAUCCAGUCAUCAUCCCCUAUGCUCGUAUCGUCUAUACCUUCUCCCUGGAGUUUCUUUCACAGGAGGAUCUGGUUCAUACCAUUGGAGAGAGUGUUGCAUUAGGAUCAGCAGGAGUUGUGCUGUGGGGAGAUGCAAGCUACUCCAAAAACAAGAGCACCUGUACAACAGUGAAAGAUUACAUAGAUAACAUUUUGGGCCGAUACAUGGUGAAUGUGACUGCAGCGGCGGCUCUCUGCAGCGAGACCCUGUGCUCGUCUCAUGGUCGAUGUGUGAGAAGUGACCCACACUCUUCAGCCUAUCUUCAUCUUGACCCAGUAAUGUGGACCAUCAUCCCCAGAGCUAAGUUUCCAGACCUGACAACAAACACUCCUUCAUAUGUGAUACGAAUGAAGGUGGGAGGUACAGUGGAGAGGACAAAUUAUGAAGAGCAGUUUAAGUGCCAGUGUUUCACAGGCUUUGAGGGAGAUCACUGCCAGAAACAGGUUGCUCACAAGCCUGGAUAGAGAAAGGAAAUGAAGGAAUUGAAAAUGAUUUUGGUUUGCUGUUUGAGUGAAUGAAAAUGAAAUAAUGUUACUGUUAUACGAAUAAAGCAGUGGCAACAGUAGCUGUUUUAAAUAAUAAAAUAAUAUACAACCCCA
Molecule: messenger RNA, 1534 nt
Organism: Trichomycterus rosablanca
Lineage: Eukaryota; Metazoa; Chordata; Actinopteri; Siluriformes; Trichomycteridae
Gene: hyal1
Product: hyaluronidase 1
Exons: 4
Coding region: 41-1399 (452 amino acids)
Biological process (GO): carbohydrate metabolic process; hyaluronan catabolic process
Cellular component (GO): cytoplasmic vesicle
Molecular function (GO): hyalurononglucosaminidase activity
Source: RefSeq, a predicted model, not a curated record